Molecule: messenger RNA, 342 nt
Organism: Oncorhynchus keta (chum salmon)
Lineage: Eukaryota; Metazoa; Chordata; Actinopteri; Salmoniformes; Salmonidae
Exons: 2
Coding region: 1-342 (113 amino acids)
Source: RefSeq, a predicted model, not a curated record
AUGUCUGAGGGUAAAACGGUCACUUCCAAGGCUGUGGAGCUGGAGCCCCCAGAACUAGGACCAGAGACCCAGUCCUCCUCUCGUCUGGACCCGACCCAGACCUCCCCUCGGCCCCAGAGUCAACCUGACCCCCAGAGCAACCAGCCGCCCCAGAGUCAACCUGACCCCCAGAGCAACCAGCCGCCCCAGAGUCAACCUGACCCCCAGAGCAACCAGCCGCCCCAGAGCAACCAGCCGCACCAGAGCAACCAGCCGCACCAGAGCCCCCAGGCCCAGAGCCCCCAGGCCCAGAGUCCCCAGGUCCCAGAGAGUGGUCAUCCCGAGCUGGAGCUAGGGAUGUAG